GGUGGGGGGCGGGGCCAGCGCGGGGACUUCCCCUGGGCUGAGCUGCGCAGCGGGGUUUUGGCCAAAUUGGGCGAGGGCACAAAAUAACCACUUACCCCUUCUCACCGAGGAAGAACGGGAGAAAGGGUAUGGCACAGUCAAAAGGCUGGGUGAGAAGAUACUUCAAGGCUUUCUGUAAAGGCUUUUUUGUAGCGGUGCCCGUGGCCGUGACUUUCCUGGAUCGGGUGGCCUGUGUGGCCAGAGUGGAGGGAGCGUCAAUGCAGCCUUCUUUGAAUCCUGGGGGGAGCCAAUCAUCUGAUGUAGUGCUUUUGAACCACUGGAAAGUGAGGAAUUUUGAAGUACAACGUGGUGACAUUGUGUCAUUGGUUGAACUCCUAGUCAUCCUUGAAGUUCCAGAUGAAGCAGCACUUCCAUGAAGUCUUCUCUCUGCCAGCCAGAGUUGCCUGCUCUUCCCCACUGGUCCCAUUACUGGUCUGCAUUAUUUAUUCUGGAUACAGAUAUCUGUUAUAGCCAUAUUACAAUGGAUUAUGAAUGCUUGUGUAUCUGUUUCUCCCUUUUCUCCAGCAGAUAGUGAGUUUUUAAUGGGCAGAAAGAAUGCCUUACUUAUUUCUUUAGUAUCAACUUCUUAAAUAGGACUGGGUUUAUAAUGGGUUCUUUAGUUGGGAAAGUAAACAAACAUAAUUGCCUGUAUCUGCCCUUAGUUCAUUUGUAAUAAUCCCUGCUGUCGGGCUUGGAUUCGACCUAGAUGAUGUAAAUAAAGCCAGUAUGUCUGUCAAUUUCAUAUGGAUGUGCUAGGUAUAAUAAAAAGACUGAUUAAAGAUCCACCAAGUUAAAUUAAACAGUGGUAUACUCUCUAGCACCAAUAAGUCAAUGUAAAAGGAUUGUAUUAUGCUUUAUUCUGAAAAGGCAAUAUCACGAAUCCUGUUUUAUUAAUACCUAAAUAUGUUAUAUACCUUGAUAUAACCAUUGAUUGGUUUUGAGAGGUUUUGUAUGAUGGAAAGAAGAGAGAAGGAAUCAGAUUAAAAAGGGAUUUUAAUCUUCCGUACUUUUCCCUGUGAUUUUGUAAACUUGCAUCCCAUAUAUGCCAGUAAAAAUAACUCUAUACCUUUAUUAAAACUUCAAUAUCUUCAUUUAUAUUUAGAGUGGUAGCAACAUAAAAUUGAAACCUGAGAGUCGUGAAAGAUAUAAAGUCAUGUUUUAAUAGAGAAACUAAAUUGCUCCUUCAAAGAGCCUAUAAAACUGAAAAGCAUUCAUUAUAAAUGUAAUAAAAACUUAUGAGUCCCAUUUUAUUAAAACUACACCCCGUUUCCUGAAGGGACUGGAUCAUUUAGAGGUAAACCAGUGACACUUUAUAUCUAGCAACAUUCUUUAUGUGAGAUAAGACAUCUACUGAAAUGAAGUUGGUGGUUUUAACAUGAUCCCUAAUGGACAUCCAUUCAUGUUAUAAGAUUAGAAUUUCUCUUUUAGCAGAGUUUGCAGCUUCUGAUGAUAAUGUACCUUGAUCAGGUUAAUAACAAUAGUAAAUUACUUACUUCUUUAAGUUCCUUCAAGAAACAGAACAAUCAUGAAAGAUAAAGCUUAUGCUUCUACUAAUUGGUCUGCUACAUCAUUCUAUCAUUUUGGAAACUUCUUACUGAAGUCAAAUUAUAAGAUUAACAUUGUUGCAGGAUAAUAACUUUCUAGUGAUUACCAUUAGCCUUUUUUUCACUUUUUGGAUACAGUAAUAUUUUUAGUGUGUUAAAGGAGAAGCAUUUCCUUUUAGUCUUUAACUGCUUUCAGUGUUUUUAAAUAUUCUGUACGUAUUCCCUAGUUGAUUCUGUUUUACAUACUCCAUACACCUAUUUCCAUAUUGUUAUUAUUAUUAUUUAAAGCUUUUAUAUUUAUUUUGAGAGAGAGAGAGAGAGAGAGAGCACCUGUGCAGGUGAGUGAGCACGAGUGGGGAGGGGCAGAGAGAGAGGGAGAGAGUGAACUCCAUGUAGGCUCCACGAUCACAGUGGGGCUCGAAUUCAUCAACCAUAAGAUCAUGAUUUGAGCCGAGAUCAAGAGUUGGAUGCUUAACCAAUUGAGCCACCCACGCACCCCUAUUUCCAUAUUAUUUUAAUUGAUUGUGGUUGUACUGGUGUUAGUGGUUUUAAAGUACAAAAGGAAAUAGGGUGAAAUGACAGGUAGGCUGUUAAUUUACUCUUAGUUUUAGAAUCAAAUAGCUUUAGAUAGAGAUUCUUGGAUGUUUAAAUGAGAGAAUUGAAGUAUUUGAAUUAAUAUACAUUUGCCAUGUGGAUGUAUUUAGAAAAUAAGGCAAGGUUUCUGGAAAUGCUGGAAGAACAAAAAUGUGUUUAUUCUAAUUCAUUUCUGGAAACACAACCCACAUAUAAAUAAAUGCAAAAUAAUGGGGGAAAUGGGAAGAAAUUAUAUAAAUAACUAGGGAACAAUUAAAAUUUUAAGACACAGUAACUAACAUAUAUGUCAAAUUCUGUGGAAUUUGGACCACACUGAGGGAGGACACUAAGAGCUCAAGUAUACUUUUCUGGAUCUCUGCCAGUUUGUACAUACCUCUGAAAAAGCACAUACUCUCUUCUCAAACAUUCACUUCAGUAGGUGUUUUCGGCCUACUAUGGCAAAUACUGAAGAGGUUACAAAGAUAAGUUAAGAGUAUACUUUCGAGGAUCUUACAGUCUAAAGAGAAAAAUAUGACAAGGACACACAAGUAUAAAGCCAGAUGUAAGUAUUAUGUAAGUAACAUAAGGUCCCACAGUGAAUAGCUUUCAAUAACAACCAAGGACAGGGUAGGAGAGGCUUUUAUGAUGUAGCAUUUGCAAAAGUGUCAAGAGAAAGAUAAAGUUCCAGUAGUUAAUGAUGGAGGAAAAAGACAUUGAUUAUAGAGGAAGUAGUAAGAACAAAGGCAGAAAUCUACAUAGCAUAUUUAGGGAAUACUUGUCAAUUCCAGUCGGGUUCCUGCGGGAGCUACAUGCUGAAGUGGAAGCAUCACUGCUUCAUAAUGAGCUAUGGUUAACCAGAGUGAACCAGCACUGUCACUUUGAGUUUGUUUGUUAUCUCCAUUGAGCCUCACAGAACCUUAUGAGAUAAUAACUACUAGUAGGUUAGGGAAACAAGACUCAGAGAAGUUGCCUGAAGUUACUCUGCUAUUGAGUGGUUGAGCCAGGGAUAUAAACCCAGACCUUUUUUUUUUUCUUUUUAAGUUUAUUUAUUUAUUUUGAGAGGAUGCAACAGGUGGGGGGAGGGGAAGAGGGGGAGAGGGAGAGAGAGAGAGAGGGUGCAAGGGAGAGAAUCCCAAGCAAGCUCUCCACUGCCAGCACAGAGCCUACGGAGCCUAAUGCAGGGCUCAGACUCACGAACUACGAGAUCAUGACCUGGUCCAAAAUCAAGAGUCGGUCACUCAACAGAUGGAGCCACCCAGGCACCCUGAACCCAGACCUUUCUGACCCAUGUUCUCACUCACUUUAUUAUAUGAUUCUAUAGGUGUAUCUGGCACUGUAUUUGGAGGAAUCAUCCUGUCAGACCAAAGCUUCAGCCAGUUUGUGAAAAGCAUUGUCUCCUUCUCCUCCUACUUCUCUUCAUCCUCCUCCUCCUCCUCUUCCUUUUCCUCUUCCUCCUCAGUAAAAAGAAGGCUGUGUUUAUUCUCAAGUUAGUAGUUGCAUUCUUGUGUUCUGGAGGACAAGGAAAAAAUACUUUAUCUCAAAAUACAUUGGAAUUCUUGGAGAAAAAUGAUAAUUACAACCUAAAUAUCCCCAAACGUGGUUUAUCCAUGGAAUCUCCAUUACUCUGUGCAUUGUCAUCUGUCUACUGAUUUUGAGACUAUAUUCAGUCAGGUUUUUUUCCUGCUUGAUGUUUGCCUUUGUUACUGUAAGGCAGAUACUUGCCUCUAAAUCCCUACUAAUGUGUGACAAUUCCAAAGUAUGAAGAAACUUUUUUUUUUGAAAGCAAUAGCUUUGUGUCCAAGAAAUUUUCAGGCAAGAAUAUCAUUUUAGACUUUUGAAACUGCAGUUUCAACAUUACAAUUGGGCUAGUUUAUCAUUUGACAGUACUGAGUAAACCACUAGUUCUGUUUUUAAACAUGAUUAUUUUAUCCAUCCUUCCCAUCUGAUAUCUCCUUUAAGGUUUGUUGGAACUGGUGUUCAUAUUUCACUUUUAGCUAAUGGCAUAUUCCACUUUGGUUUGUUGAAGCCCAGUUCUGUAAUUAUGUUUAUAUUUGUUUCCCUUUUUAAAGAUUAUGAAGAUUUCUUCAGCAGGUAAUUGGCUAUAUUGCUCUGAGAAAUAUUUUCUUAUAAAUACUUGGUUUAUUUAUAAAGUAACUUAUUGGCUUAUUGGCUCUUCAUGACAGUUACUGUAUUUAUUGCCUCAACAUUUUCAGCAUUUUUAGGCCUCAGUGCUUGUAAAAUAAUAUAUCAUUAUUUUAAGAAGUCUUUGUGAAAUCUAGAAAGUCAAGGAAGUUUAGGGAAGCUUUAUAAUAAUGAAAACCUGGAAGUAACCUCAUAGGAAUAAAAUAAAUUGUGAAAUACCUGUUCAGUGAAAUACUACACAGCUAUGGAAACCAAUAAGCGAGUUUUGUUUGUACUGCGAGAGAUGUCUAAGAUACAUGUUUAAAUCAAAGUCAAAUCUAAAAUGCAGACAGAAAAAGCGGCACCUGGGGGGCUCAGUCGGUUAAGCGUCUGACUUCAGCUCAGGUCAUGAUCUCACGGUUUCUGAGUUCAAGCCCCGUGUCCGGCUCUGUGCUGACAGUUCAGAGUCUGGAGCCUGCUCCGGAUUCUGUGUCCCAUUUUGUAUCUGCCCUUCCGCCACUUGUGCUCUGUCUCUCUCUGUCUCUCAAAAAUAAAUAAAUAUAAAAAAUUUUUUAAAUGCAGAUAAAAUGAGUGCAUCUGUGUAUAGACAAAGCUAUAUAGAUACGCAAGUAACAAACAUAUACACAGAGAAAAUUUUUGAAACUUUACAAAGAACCAUCAACUGUAGUUACUUCUGAGGAAAGAAACUAGGAAAAAUGAGAAUUUUCAUUUUCAUAUAUUCAUUUUGUAUUUCUGUACACUGCUUUAAUUUGUCUUCUUUUUUUCUUUCUUUCCGCCCCCCCCCCCUUUUUUUUUUGAUGAGCAUGUAUUACCUUUAAAACUGAAAAGCUGUUGGGGCACCUGGGUGGCUCAGUCAGUUAAGCAACUGACUCUUGAUUUCAGCUCAGGUCAUAAUUUCAUGGCUUGUGAGUUCGAGCCCAGCAUCAGGAACCAUGCUGUCAGUGUGGAGCCUGCUUGGAUUCUCUCUCAUUCUCUCUUGGCCCUUCCCCUACUCAAUCUCUCUCUCAAGAUAAAUAAUAAACAUUAAAAAAUUUUUUUUAAAUUAAACUGAAAAGCUUUUUAAAGAAAAGUACCCCUUUACAGGGGUGCCUGGGUGGCUGCUUCAGUUAAGCCACCUAAUCUUGAUUUCAGCUCCGGUCAUGAAUUCAUGGUUCGUGGGAUUGAGCCCCGUGUCUGGCUGUUCUGAUGGUGUGGAUCCUACUUGAGAUUCUCUCUUGUUUCUUUCUCUGCCUCUCUCUCCCACUGUCUCUCUCAAAUAAAGAAACAUUUAAGAAGAAAUACCCAUUUACUUAGAAAACAAGAACUAGGAGAGUAUUCUUUUGAUGUCCUCCAUAACCUUUUUUGCAUUGAAAAUUCAGUAUCUUCUAGGGUUUACAAUGAUCAUAAGAAAGCUGUAGGGAAAAUGCCACAUUGUUUUAGUUGAAAACUUCUAGUGCUGAAUGGGUCAUUGUAUUGAACUUUUUUCUAUAGUUUGAUGUUUUGGUUUGAUUCUGAAAAUGAAAGCAGGGCAGUGCCUCUGCUUGUGUGGUGCCGUAUAAAAGGUUACUACCACAAAGCAUCUUGUUCUUUUGAGUGAACAAUGUAAACAUGUACUUCAUUCUAAAAGAUUAAUUACCUUGAUUAUUCAGUUUUUGUGCUGCCAUAAUUAAACAUGGUUAAAAUAAAAUUUGACUACACAUUGCAGCAUUUUAUUCAUAUUGCCAAAGUAAAUUAUUGAUUUGGAGAGACCUCAGAUAAACUGUUCUGAGUAUGUGGCUUUUAAUUUAUUUUACAUUUUUCUGAGAAUUUCUAAACAUUGAAUCCAUAAUGUGCUAGAAGGAAUAUGAAUUUUGAAAGUAUGUAUACUUGUGAAAAAGUACUUACUGGAUAAUUAAAUGAAAAUAAAGGAGAUAACAUAUUUGGUCAAAUAUCCCAAAGACUCAGUGAUAUAAUAGAUCUUCAGAAAAAUAUUGUGUCUGUUUUUAAGAAUAAAAAUACCUUCGGGGCGCCUGGGUGGCUCAGUCCGUUAAGCAUCCAACUCUUGAUUUCAGUUCAGGUCAUGAUCUCGCAGUUCGUGAAUUCAAGCCCUAUGUCAGGCUCUCAGCUGACAAGUGCGGAGCCUGCUUGGGAUUCUCUCUCUCCCUCACUGCACCUCCCCUGCUGGUGCAUGUGCUCUCCUCUCUCUCUUAAAAUAAAUAAAUAAACUUAAAAAAAAAGAAUAAAAAAUACCUUCAUAAUAAAAUUGGCAUACAAUAAAAAAAGUAGUGUAGUUCAUUGGUAGACUGUUGCAAUUGCAAUUUUACACUGAAUUUUGAUUCGACUUUGAAUAUAUUGAUGGUUUGUUUUGGAUAUAGGAGGCACUAGUAUUGUCUCUUAUAUUCUCCCUGCCUGUCUCAUUUCUAUUCCUUGCAACUGUAUGCUUUUGUGAAACUAGUCUUCAGAAGCACCUUGAUAAUGUCUGUCCAUUUGUUAAUGAGAUCAUAGAAACUGGUAUCACUUAGAGCAGAGCUGAUGAGUUAAAAAAAAAUUGUUUCUAGCCUCUCAUCCCAUCUUCCAAAUAUACUAGUGGGAUUUAGGUUUCCACUGUCCUUAUUACUUUAAGUUUGAGUAAGUGGUCCUAAUCCAAAUACUUAAUAAAAUCUUUAUAAUUCUAUGUAGUGUAAAUGGAAGCCAAAAAUCUAUUACUUGGGUGCAUCUUUCCUAUACUUUACAAUGUAAGUUUUAAGUAGUAUCUAUUACACCGUUAGAAACUAAUAUAUUAAAUAAUACACCAAACAUUGGCAGGUUUGUGCUACUUUAAAAUAAUUUAUCAUUUUUUAAUAAUUCACUCAAAUGCAUUAUUCAAAGAUUGUUAUAUCUAUCAAAGAUAUAAAUAAUAUAUUUCUGCAGAGGGAUUAUCACUUCUGAAAAAGUAGUAAGUAAAAAAUGUUGUAUUGCAAUUUUUUGGAUAACCUAAACGUAAAGCAAAAUAAACUAUUUGGUGUCUGCAUGCUAAAUGUAAUUAUAGAAGCUGAUACUGACUGGGGGUAGGCAGAUAUGUUCUGUGUAAGUGGUUUUGUCAUUUGUGGUUUAAGGUUGGAAACAGCGGCAAAAUGUGCCUACCUCAAAGAGUUGGUGAGAAUAAUUUAUAAAAGAAAUUUUAUAUAGGAAAUACUAUAUGUUUCAGGUAUUACUUUUCCUUUAGAAACGAAUACUGAUUAACGUUUAUUAUUUACAUGUGGAUUUAUUGAAUAGAGUAGAUAUAAGUACUAUUCAUUUGCAAACAUUUAUUGAGACUUGUACUAGACAUUGUGCCAGGCAGUGGGUAUAGUGAUAAAGAAGAUGGGCUUCAGACACUGAUGGAGCUCAUAGGUUUUAAAAGAGAGAGCAUUAAAAACAAAUAAUUAUGAUAAUAGUAACAAAUGCUGUAAGCAGAGAUAGGAGUACAAAGGAGAGAUUGAUUAUGCUGGGGAUCUCCGGAAUCCUUCCCAGAGGCUGUGCUUGGAGCAGGGGAAAUAGGAGUGUUAACAGAACAGAACAGUAAUGGUUAUCACAGGUAGACUGGAAUUAGGUAAAUGUUUAUUCCGAUAUUAAAAGAAUACUAAAUGUAGAAGGGUAACAAUACUCAUCUCAUUCAACAUUUACUGAACAGCUACAAGGAGCAAGUCCCUGUGUUAUCCCCUGAGGGGUAGACAGCUGAAAAGGUCUGGUGCCUACUUUGGAGGUGCUCACAGUCCUGCCUGUGUGUGCACAGGAGAGCUGUGCCCAAGGCAGAGGUCAAGUAAAGGUGUUGUGGGAACUUCACCCUAUCCAGGCCAUGGUGUAACUGUUAAAUCCCAAAGAGACAGUUGUGAAUUUAUAAGUAAGUUAGCUUCCUGAGUUAAAAAUGGACUGGCAUGAAAGAAGAGAGAAAUUUUAAGAAAUCAAUAAUAGUUUAAAAACACAUAUGACAUAGCCUUUAAGAGUUAAAGACAAUGAAUGCGUAGGAUCCAGUGUAAAUAAAGGCAUGCAGACCUGUAGUGUGGUCAGAGGAAGUGUUGUAAAAUAAUAGAUACAAACAAGCUACGUCAAAAGAGAUCUAAAUUACACGUUCUAAAAAUGCUACUGGCCAACCCAUCUAGAAUCUCUUAACUAGGUUUCCUAAUCAGUCUAUUUACUAGGAGAUGCCUUAUUCAUCUCUAAGUCAUUGCACACUAAAAUGAGGAGGCUUUUCCCAACCUAGCCCCAACUCUCAAGAUCCCUGGGUAUUGAGGACUUCCUGUGUACCCCGUUUCUUCUUAAUCUCAGGCAAUCACUCUUGAGAAUUAUAAAACCUGGGUGAAGUAAGAGCUAUCUUUUCUUUUAAAGAGGCUAGGGAAUGGGUGCUCAAUGUUUUACGGUUUUUAAGAGCAUAUCUAGGUUUUUCAUCACAAAUCUUUACCACUUCCUUUUCACCCCUGGACAUAAAUUCUCCCAGUUUUAUUUUUACUGUACCUUUGGAUUUGCUUAUCCACUGAUUCAUUCUUAACUCCUGGAGUGGGAGAAAGGCAUUUGAAUUCACUUCAAAGGGCAAAGCUUCCACCUGUGCUCUUUUGUUGCUGUCUGCUUCCUAUCAACUUUCUUCUGUAUUGUAAUUCUUUUUCCCUUAGAGCCCUCAAAUAUGCAAAAUUGUUGCAAAAAGAAAUAAUAAAGGGGGGGGGGAAAGGAACUCCCUCACACCAAUUUCCCCUCAAAUUACUCUAUUUUUUUUCUCUUCCAUCUUUAAAUGGUUGUUUUUACUCAAUAUGUCUAUUUAUGUAUUCCUAUUAAUAGUCCAUCCACUGAAGCCUGGCUUCUGCCCAAACCAUCCAUUCUACUGAAGCACAGCUCACUGAGGUUGCCAUGGACUUCACAUUGCCAAACUCAGCCUCUCCUCUGGUGCUCAAUUGCUGCCCAGUCUACAUGGUCAGCCAUCCCCUCUCCAAACCCCUCCCUUGCCUCAUCAGCGGUGACUUCCUCUUCUUUCUGUGACUUGUUUUUGGUCUUAGCGAUUUCUUCUGUCUUUAUCCUGCUCAAAAAAAGUGGCUAUUCACUUGAGUUCUGUAUUUGAUCUUCUCUUUUUACUCUUCGCACCCUCUUGGGCAGUCAUCCACUUUCCUUGAUUAAACUGUGCAUAUGACUCCCAAAUCCAGAGCUCCCGUCCAAAUUUCUCCUGAGCUCUAGACUCGCAGCUCCAUCUGGAUGGACUAGGCACUCCAAACUUGGUAUGUUCCCAACCCUUUACUGAUUUAUAUCUGGUGUCAAGUAGAAUCAAGAGUUCUUUCUUUCAAAACAAACAACUCAUGCACUUUUAUUUAGAAUAAAUAUUUUACAUAUUAAAAUAGUUAAUGUUUAAUAUUUGGUUGGAAGAAGUAAGAAGAAAAUGAAUAAAGGUUGGUGGCAGUUUUUGAUUCUUCAGUUUGCAGACUAAAUACAAAUUUAGGGAAAGAGGAAACAAAAACACAAUUUUUUGAAAGAAAUUUGCAUAGGAUAUUUUUAAAAGUUAUCACAGGAAACAACUUUGUUGCAGUUCCUUAUACUUAUGUCAUAGUGUAGUAUUUUUAUUUUAAAAAUAUUUGCCUUUGACUUUAAUAUAUGGGGGAAUGGGACCUCAUAAUACUUUCAUGGCAUAAGGUAAUCUGAUUGUGGUUGAUGAGGGUUAUAAAAAUUCAUUGUAUUCUGAUUUUGUUGGUUUCUGGGUAAGUCUGGGAGAAAAUUACUUCUUCCACUUGGAUACAUAGUUGAUCAGCCAAACUCUAGGUAAUACCCUACGGGAGGUUGCUCUGUGUAAAUGCAACUUCUAUUUGCUUGGGUUACCUUCUGCCAGAUCUUGAUAAACACAGAUUUCCAUGUGACCACCUCCCCCCUUGCCUCUGUGAACAACCCCCUUCAACUGUUUCUGCCACAUUGUUCUUGGCUGUAGAAAUAGAACCAAAUAGCCUGCUUUGGGGGAGUGAAUGCUUUCAUCCUUAUAUAGCAAUGGAGAAUUAGAGCAAGGUGGUAGGGUGGAGGGAUAUGUAUACAAAGGAUGUAAAAUGUGAAGUGCUUUUUUAAAAAAGAUUUUUGCUUAGCUCAUAGAAGUUCAAUUUUUGUUUGGCCUGACUUCAUUUUCUAAAAGCACUCACUCGUCCCGAGACAUGUUUAAGAGUAAGAGAGGCUAGAAUCAUCUUACCUUAGGAACUGGAUUGUGCUACUAACCUAAAAUACUUCCAAGUCAGGAGGAAGGAAUAUAAAGUUAUUUGCCUUCACAGGGAUUGCUUUUAAGAGUACACGAGAAGUCAGUUUCAAUCAAGGCAGUUUGUUCAGAAAUAAAAGCAUGCAGGUGGCGUGUGUGUAUUUAAACAGCAACAUUUUAUCUAGCUGCAGAUUUUAACUGUUUCUGGAAGUGUUCUGUUAGCCAAUGUAACUGUGAUGUAACGAAUGCAUUUUAUAUGCAGUAAUGGAAUUUAAAUUGAUCUGUGAGGCUAAGUUAAAUAGUUAAUCUCUUUUUGCCUUAGUUUUCUUACCUGAAGCUUGGGGGAGUAUACUGCCAAGAAUAUUAAAAAAAAAAUGCAAGAUGCAAAGUAAGGUACUAUGAGCUGCAUUGUCAUUUAACUUUGUUAAACUGAAAACUUGUAAGCCACGCUAACCUUGGAAGAAGUGGCGAGCAAGGCAGCAUGCUUUCCUUGCUUCUCCACUCUUGCCAUCCUCGUAGUAUUCUGUUACCUCUUAUUUCGGACUUGCAGUGGUCAGUGCCUUUCUAUAUUCUUCAAAGCUUUCUCUCAGGGCAAGAAAGUAGCAUGAUUGAUGUUUGCCGUGUCAGACUUUAUAUUAGAUGUUAUACAUGUAUUCUCAUUUGGGUCACUAAGAUGACUGUCAACUUGUGAUGCCAGCUCUUUUUCCCCGAUUUCAAACCCCAGUUAGUCAAACUGCCUAGUCAUGAUUGUUAUGAGUUUGAUUCACAUUACAUAACAAUGUACGUGAAUACCUAUGUACCUACCUACCUGCAGAGAUGAAUAAUCCUGUUUUAUAUAGAGAAGCAGUGUGCCCAUAGUGGUGAAGAAUGUGGCUUUCAAAGCCAGAUUAUUGAGGAAACCAAGGCUCCAGAGAUUGCCACCUGCCCAAGGUCACAUAUUAUUGGACAUAUCUAUAAAAGGAUUUGCUCCUGAGUGUGACUGACCCCAGUAGCCAUCCUUUGAACUGCUUUCAGCCUUUCCUCUCAACCAUGCUUUUCUGUUUGUUUCAUUAGUGCAUAAAAGAGUGAAAUAUUUUCUGCAAUCCUGUAUUUUGCGUUAUAUGUAUCACAUGUUUUAUGCAAAACAAUUUUUACUUUUGUUGAGUCUAAAACUAUAUUUCGUGAUGAAUGAAGAAGCUCUAUAAUUUGAAUUCGGUGAUAUGGUAAUGUUAGAUUUAAUUUUAAACCGAAGCCUGAAGGACUAGUAGAAUCAGAGAAAGCCUUGUUUUUUGCUUGGAUGUCAUUGUUUACCUUGAACAUGAAAAAUAGAGCAAGUAGCUAGGAAGCUCAGAGGAAUAAAAAAUAAUAACCAUCAUGCUGCCCUGGAAAUAAA
Messenger RNA from Acinonyx jubatus (cheetah), 11800 nucleotides. RefSeq names its product inner mitochondrial membrane peptidase subunit 2 (gene IMMP2L). The record is from RefSeq and is a predicted model, not a curated record. Bases 129 to 416 code for a protein of 95 amino acids. Lineage: Eukaryota; Metazoa; Chordata; Mammalia; Carnivora; Felidae. Gene Ontology annotation, biological process: mitochondrial respiratory chain complex assembly. Gene Ontology annotation, molecular function: serine-type endopeptidase activity. Gene Ontology annotation, cellular component: membrane; mitochondrial inner membrane peptidase complex. The transcript is spliced from 5 exons.